Messenger RNA from Homalodisca vitripennis (glassy-winged sharpshooter), 1425 nucleotides. RefSeq names its product RNA 3'-terminal phosphate cyclase (gene Rtca). The coding region runs from base 238 to 1317 and encodes 359 amino acids. NCBI's taxonomy places the organism in Eukaryota, Metazoa, Arthropoda, Insecta, Hemiptera, Cicadellidae. The transcript is spliced from 11 exons. Gene Ontology annotation, molecular function: RNA-3'-phosphate cyclase activity. Gene Ontology annotation, biological process: RNA processing. Gene Ontology annotation, cellular component: nucleus. The record is from RefSeq and is a predicted model, not a curated record.
CUUGCUACUGAUAUUACCAGAGAGGCAGAGAGUUCAACUACGUAUUUCUUCUCCUUCAAAUGGUAACUGAGUCAGUGCCCAGUGGUCGGGAAUCCGGCAGUAACAGAUAAAAACAAAAAACAGAGUCUAGUAGUUAUACGAUGGCGAUUUUGUACUAGCUACUUUUGUUUUUAAACUGCGAUUUAAAAAUCACUCCAAAAGUACCAGAAUUCCUUUUCCACUUGUCCUGCAUCAACCAUGGAUUCUUUAAUGGAAAUCGAUGGUAGUAUUCUAGAAGGGGGUGGUCAAGUGCUCAGGAUGGCCAUAGCUCUCAGCGUUUUACAGAAGAUUCCGGUGAGGAUCUUCAAUAUACGGGCUGGGAGGAGUAAGCCUGGAUUGAGUCCUCAACAUCUUAAAGGACUGGAAAUGGCUAGGGAAAUGACUGGAGGUCAGUUGAUGGGAGCUCAGCAGCGGUCGAUGGAGGUGACAUUCAGACCUGGACAGCUGACUCCAGGCCAGUACCUGGGAGACACAGGUACUGCAGGGAGUGUGGGGCUGAUAAUUCAGUUGCUGUUACCGUGUGCCCUGUUCAGUUCUGGACCCACAAUUCUGGACUUGCGCGGAGGUACAAACGCAGACAUGGCUCCACAGAUAGACUACACCACGACUGUAUUUCUGGCUUUGCUGAAAAGGUUUGGUGGUUUUUUCAACUACAAUCUAUUCUUGAGAGGAUAUUACCCAAAAGGCGGUGGCAAACUAAAAGUAGAAAUUCCCCCAGUGAAGCACCUAACAGCUGUGGAGAUGGUAGAUCCGGGCUCCAUCACCAGAAUAUGGGGAACAGCUUUUACUGCUGGAAAUUGCCCCUUUAUUGUGAGCAAGCAAAUGGCACAGGCAGCAGAAUCAAUACUAAAGAAAGUGUCACCAAGUGUUAUACCCUGCAUCAGACAGCACAAAGAGUCGCCAGACACUGCGGUGGGGACAGCUUCAGGCAUUUAUUUAUUUGCAGAAACCAACACAGGCUGUGUUCUGGCAGGCACUGCUCUGGGUCGGAGAGACUUGAAAGCUGAGAAAGUAGGACAGGCUGCCGCUGAGGAGCUGGCUCAAGCCAUUCAAUCCCGAGUCUGUGUGGACUCUCAUGCACAAGACCAGGUAAUCAUCUUGAUGGCUCUGGCUAAAGGCACGUCCAGGGUAUUGUGUGGACCGAUUACGCUGCAUACUGAGACAGCGAUCUAUAUGGCCCAACUAAUGACAAAGGCAAAAUUUACUAUCCACAAGCAAGACACCGGCAACAACAUCAUCGAAUGUGAAGGGAUUGGAUUGGAGAACGAAGCUUUAUAAAUAAGUUUUUAUAUUAUUUAUUUAUUUCAGUCUUAAAUGUUGUAUGUGUUGAUAAUAAAAUGUGGUUUAUUUUCCUUAUUGUUUGAAAUACAUUUCUUAUGAAGGCAA